AUGAUUAAAGGGAGACUGCCGGUCGGACAGAUGUCUUCAGUCGUAGCCCCAGCCAAGCCAGCCAACACCAUGGGUCCCAAGGAGGUGGAGCUGAUACUAGUGAAGGAGCAGAAUGGGGUGCAGUUCACCAACUCUACGCUUGUCAGCCCUGGCCAGACCCACCCCUCAGGAGAGGAGCGGGAGACCUGGGGCAAGAAGAUUGACUUCCUGCUCUCUGUCAUUGGCUUUGCAGUGGACCUGGCCAAUGUCUGGAGGUUCCCUUACUUGUGCUACAAGAAUGGUGGAGGAGCCUUCCUUGUCCCCUACCUCUUUUUCAUGGUGAUAGCUGGGAUGCCUCUGUUUUACAUGGAGCUGGCACUGGGACAGUACAAUCGAGAAGGAGCAGCAGGUGUUUGGAAAAUCUGCCCAAUAUUUAAAGGCGUGGGGUUCACGGUGAUCCUGAUCUCCCUGUAUGUUGGCUUCUACUACAACGUCAUCAUUGCCUGGGCCCUUUUCUACCUGUUCUCCUCCUUCACGGGGGAUCUGCCCUGGGUCCACUGCAACAACACCUGGAACAGCCCCAACUGCUCCAACCUGUGGACCUUCAACAGCACCUCCAACAACACCCACACAGCCACUCCCGCGGCCGAGUACUUUGAACGAGGAGUGCUCCACCUUCAGGACAGUGAGGGGAUUGAUGACCUGGGCCCCCCCCGCUGGCAGCUCACCUCGUGCCUGGCGGUGGUCAUAGUGGUGCUGUACUUCAGCCUCUGGAAGGGGGUCAAGACCUCAGGAAAGGUGGUGUGGAUCACCGCCACUAUGCCCUACGUGGUCCUGACAGUGCUGCUGCUCAGGGGAGUCACCCUUCCUGGGGCCAUGGAUGGCAUUAAAGCUUACCUCAGUGUGGACUUCCUACGACUCUGCGAGGCCCAGGUCUGGAUAGACGCUGCCACACAGAUCUGUUUCUCUUUGGGAGUUGGGUUUGGUGUGCUAAUAGCAUUUUCAAGCUAUAACAAAUUCAGCAACAACUGCUAUAGAGACGCCAUCAUCACCAGCUCCAUCAACUCACUGACGAGCUUCUUCUCGGGCUUCGUCAUCUUCUCUUUCCUGGGGUACAUGUCCCAAAAGCACAACGUGGCCCUGGAUGAGGUGGCCACUGACGGACCUGGACUUGUGUUCAUAAUAUAUCCAGAGGCUAUUGCAACCUUACCUGGAUCGUCUGUUUGGGCUGUCAUAUUCUUCAUUAUGCUGCUAACUUUAGGCAUUGACAGUGCUAUGGGUGGGAUGGAGUCCGUAAUCACAGGACUGAUAGAUGAGUUCAAAUUCCUGCACAAGCACCGAGAGCUUUUCACGCUUUUCAUUGUGGUGUCCACCUUUCUCAUUUCCCUCUUCUGCGUCACAAACGGAGGGAUCUACGUGUUUACCCUGCUGGACAAAUUUGCAGCAGGGACAUCGAUUCUCUUUGGAGUGCUUAUUGAAGCCAUCGGCAUCGCCUGGUUUUACGGAGUGGACCGCUUCAGCGAUGACAUUCGGGAAAUGAUUGGUCACAGACCGGGCCUGUACUGGAGGCUGUGCUGGAAGUUUGUGAGCCCUUGUUUUCUCCUGUUCAUGGUGGUCGUCAGCUUUGCGAGAUUUGACCCUCCUAAUUAUGGGACGUACGUGUUCCCACUUUGGGCUAAUGUGAUUGGCUGGUGCUUAGCGGUAUCCUCUAUGACAAUGGUGCCUGUCUAUGCCAUCUAUAAGCUCUGCACGCUACCUGGACGCUUUUGCGAUAGAUUGGCUUACGCCAUCACUCCAGAAACUGAACAUCACUUGGUGGAAGGCGGUGAGAUUCGGCAGUUCACGGAGCUCCAGGUGAUCAAAGGUGUGGUGGAGUUUGGCGUGGGAACGGCGGCAAGUUUAAACCGAGCAAGUGGUUUGCCUCCAAGAAAAAGGAGGGUGCGAGCUUGA
Molecule: messenger RNA, 1929 nt
Organism: Megalops cyprinoides (Indo-Pacific tarpon)
Lineage: Eukaryota; Metazoa; Chordata; Actinopteri; Elopiformes; Megalopidae
Gene: slc6a3
Product: solute carrier family 6 member 3
Exons: 14
Coding region: 1-1929 (642 amino acids)
Biological process (GO): dopamine uptake involved in synaptic transmission; sodium ion transmembrane transport
Cellular component (GO): plasma membrane; neuronal cell body membrane; presynaptic membrane
Molecular function (GO): norepinephrine:sodium symporter activity; dopamine:sodium symporter activity
Source: RefSeq, a predicted model, not a curated record